UCGACCGCCGGUAGGCUCAAGUACGCCGAUCCUCGCAGCCUCCCAAGCUUCCCGUCUACCGGUCUGAGCCCAGGCGGCGCAGCAGCCAGCGCGGCAGCAUCUCUUGGCUGGUUCACCCACAAGCCAGUCGAGACGUGGAAGCCGGACAAGGCGUCGUCGGCAUCGGCCGCCGCAGUUCUGGCUAAAGACUACAAGAUGUCACCGAUGUGGGAGCCCACCAUGGACGGAACGGGCACCAAGGCGGCCGUGCUGGCUGUCGGCUCUGCCAGCACCGCAUACAGGCAGUCGAGCGUCAAGAAGCCUUUGUACGACUCAUGGGGCAGUUCUGCCGCAACGCAGGCUUUCAGCGCAAACGCGAGGCGGCCAGAACCGGAGCCGGAGCCGGCCACGCUGACCACAUCUCACGGAAGCUCUGCCGCCACACAGGCGUUCCAAGCGAGCCGAGUCCAAUCGGCCAAAGCGGCCAGCUCACCGCCCGGCUCUCCUAGAGAGAAAUCUUUGGUGGCCGCCAAGGGAGCCAUGGCUCCCUCGAAGCUCGGCACACCCCGCUCGAGGCUCCGGUCAUACUCCCAACCCCAGGAACCGUCUUAUCCAGAAGCGACUAGGGCUUCCGUGAGUGCCCUGAAUGGAGCAUCCAUAGCUCACCGGGCUGCCAUGAACAAGCCGCCGCCAGCAGUCGAGGACACCGGCGCGAUUCCAGUCACCACCAUGACCCGCAACAUGUUCACCUCACACCCCCCUGUGAAGCCCGAAGUCGACGAACAGACGGACAACGAAAGAAUCCACCAAUCAGCGGUCGAGAUGGCAAAGAAGAUGUACCGGCAGCAGCAGAGCCGGCACGAGGGCGACGGCCUAGAGGCCGGGACUGGAGAGACCUCAGCGAAUGGCUAUGUCGACUUACAGGAAGCGGCGUAUAGGCAAGCACAGGCACGGCUUGCCAAGCUUCAAGAUGAACACGACAGAAACCGGCGAUACCACGAGUACUACGGCGCGGAUAAGCCACUGCGCCGCCGGUUUACUAUUGCCAACAAGCUGCGCCGUCGAUCCGCCAGUGACAGCGACAUGGAAGGCCGUGCCCGCUCCGACUUGAUACGCCAACAAAUGACCCUCUUCUCCUCUAGGCUCGAGCAAGUGGACGAAGAGAAGCGCCAAAGAGACCGGGAAGCUCUCUACACGGCUGCGCAGCGCAACGUCAAGGCAAGCCUCCAGGGAAUGGACGAAAAAGUCUAUUUCGAGACUGGCAAGAUGAACCCGACGGUUUUGGGUGACUGGCAGUUUAGGGCCCAGCAAGCCGCCCAGCUUCGACACGACACACGAACAGAAGGCGAGGGCAGGGUGGACAUCGGAGGCGGAGUAUUCAUGGACGCGGAUGAAAUCGAUGCCAUUGCCGCCAGGAGAGUGCGGCCCGUACUGGACAAUAUACACGAAAAGGCCGAGGCCGAGCGGGAGCGUGUGGCGUCGGCUCGAAUGGAGGAAGCAGCAAACAAGGCCGAGGCUGAAAGAGAAAAGGCCCGUGAGCGCGAGCUGAAAGAUCUUCAGAAGAGGGUCAAAGGUAUACAGCAAGAGAAGCAAGAAGAGAAGCAGAAGAGAGAAGAGGAGAAGAUGGCCAAAGCCGAACAAAAGAAGCUGGCCAAGGAGGAACGGCGCAAGUCCAGGACGGAGCCGGAGGCGGUCUCGGGUGCCCUCGACUCAGGUAUGCGGGGAGAGACGGAAGCGCGAGAGGCAGAUCCGCAGAGCAGGCGAAAUUCCAGCGUGCCAGAAGUGACCACCCCGCCCGCGCAGCAGGAGACUGGCGCAGAUCUCGUCGACAGCUCACCUAAGAAGUCAUCAGAAGGACCCACGUCCCCGACGGCCCGAGUCAAGGGCUGGAUCAAGAAUCGAUUCUCGCGGGGCAAGUCCCUCAGCGAGCCAGACGAGAAGAAGAAGGGCUUCGUCGGCGGCGCCGCGCUGAGGGACUCUGGCCCAGGUGGCAGCACAGGCAGCCUGGAGAACCGCUCGUCCAGCAUGCGGGAGGUUUCGCUUGCCGGGAGGGGUGUCGAAGAGACUGCCGAUGCUCAUCCCCAGCUCCAGAACAGAGACUCUCGCGGCGUGAGCCCGGUCAGCUCGGGAAGCGGCAGAAGCAGUGAUAUCGAGAGCUUCGAGACGCCUCGGGCCAUUAUGGACCAGCCUCCCCGACAAGGAAACAGCCCCAUGCGGGACUCUCGAUUCAAAGAAAUGAUGGAUCAAUGA
Messenger RNA from Trichoderma reesei QM6a, 2229 nucleotides. RefSeq lists its product as uncharacterized. Gene Ontology annotation, biological process: eisosome assembly. Lineage: Eukaryota; Fungi; Ascomycota; Sordariomycetes; Hypocreales; Hypocreaceae. The record is from RefSeq and is a predicted model, not a curated record. The transcript has 2 exons. The annotation marks the transcript as partial.